Messenger RNA from Pangasianodon hypophthalmus (striped catfish), 4255 nucleotides. It is a transcript of the gene cd9a, whose product is annotated as CD9 molecule a. The transcript is spliced from 8 exons. The record is from RefSeq and is a predicted model, not a curated record. Gene Ontology annotation, cellular component: membrane. NCBI's taxonomy places the organism in Eukaryota, Metazoa, Chordata, Actinopteri, Siluriformes, Pangasiidae. The coding region runs from base 1541 to 2224 and encodes 227 amino acids.
UGCAUUAGUCAGACUUUUGACACUUGGCAAAAAAGUAAGUAACAUUUAACCUGGCCAAACUGCAAGAAUAAAUAUCUGAUGUGUUCUUCCUUUACACCACUUAUUCAAUUCAGCAUAUUUAUUUGUUAUUUGUGAUCACAUGCUUGCACAUACACUAUAUGGCCAAAAGUAUGUGCACCCCUGACCAUCACAUGCAUAUGUGCUUAUUCCCCAAUAUUAUUCCUAUUUGCCACAAAGUCAGAAGCACACAGUUGUACUGAACGUCUCUGUGUGCUGUAGCGUUACAGUUUCCCUUCACUGGAACUAAGAGACUCAAACCUGCUCCAGCAUGACAAUGCCCCUGUGCACAAAGCGAGCUCCAUGAAGACAUGGUGUGUGAAGGUUGGAGUGGAAGAACUCGAGUGUCCUGCACAGAGCCCUGACCUCAACCCCACUGAACACCUUUGGGAUGAACUGGAACACCGACUGAACCCCAGACCUCCUCGACAUCCCAACAUCAGCACCUGACCUCACUAAUGCUCCUGUAGCUGAAUGAACACAAAUCCCCACAGCCACGCUCCAACAUCUAGUGGAAAGCUUCCCAGAAGAGUGGAGCUCAUUAUAACAGCAAACACACGGGGAAUAAAUCUGGAAUGAGACGUUCAACACGUACAUAUGGGUGUGAUGGUCAGGGGUGCACAUACUUUUGACCAUAUAGUGUAUAGUUUUCUGUAAGAAAUGUGUUUAUUUAACAUUUAUGGAGGGAAUAUCUUCAGGACAGAGGAGUUUACGCUUCUUUGCAGUUUCUCAGUAACGUGCGUAACAAGCUACGAUUUUAUUGUCUGAUUAAUUUGAAGAGAGAGAAUAAAGAGAGGCUGGUGAGGGAACGACUGUUUAUAGCUGCUAUAACGUAAGUGACAACAGGAAUGAACUUGUUUCUUGGACGAUUAAAUGUACCUAUAAAUGGAUAAAACGUAUGAUGUGUUAUUAUUUAUUAAAUUGUAUAAUAGUUGGUGAAGUGCUGUGGUAUAAGAGGAAUAAAACACUUGGAGCUGUGCUGUUGUAGGAAAAUAAUCAACUUCGGGGUGCUAACAGUAAUUUACAGUAACACACACACACACACACACACACAGUAUUUACUUCACUGUAAUGGUGUAUUAUAUGUGUAUUAUAUUUGUGAUGUACAGUGUGUGUAGAGCUGUAAGGGCUCUACAGUGUGUGUAAGCUCUGUGUACUGUAGUCUGUUAUAUGCGGGUUGAAGAAUGAGAAAUCUCGCUUCAGCCAAUCACAUGCCAGUUCUAAUCUCUGCUUCAUUAAUAUUCAUGAGCUCUCCUCGCUUCCUCGACUGGAAGGUUUUUGGCUGAGGUGAGAACAAAUCAACUUCCUGCAGCUUUUGUUUUGGGAUUUUUCCCCAGAGACGACAAGGACGAGGCGAUGUAGCGGAUAUUUUAGCGUUUGCUCUGAACUUUUAGAAAGAUAAAAACUUUGUAGUGAAUUAUAUUUCAGCUUUAAUCUCUAAUUCAGCUGGAAGUGAGAGGAGACCUGGACCUGUUCAUGCACAAUGAGCUGCUGUCCUGUACCGAGUAUGAAAUACCUGCUGCUUAUCUUCAACCUUCUCUACUGGCUGGCAGGUACAGGUGUGUUGGCGGUGGGUCUCUGGCUCAGGUUUGAUCCCAGGACUAAAAGCCUGUUUGAAGGUGAUGGCUCUCCGAGUGGCUUCUACACAGUGGUGUGUAUCCUCAUAGCCAUAGGAGGAUUGAUGAUGCUGGUGGGGUUUCUCGGCUGCUGCGGUGCCAUUCAGGAGUCGCUGUGCAUGCUGGGAUUGUUUUUCUUCUUCCUCCUGCUUAUCUUUGUUGUGGAAGUGGCCGUUGGGAUUUGGGGAUUUUCCAUCCAGAGUAAGGUUGUUGAUGAUGUCACUCAGUUCUACAAGGAAACCUACGAAAAAUACAAAGAGAAUAAACAGGAAGCUCUGAGAGAGACCCUGCACCUGAUCCAGUACGGGCUGAACUGCUGUGGACCCUUCAGCUCCGAGGACAUGGAGACUCUCGAGGAGACGUGUCCUAAACGUGAGGGACUGGAUGUGCUCAUCACCAAGAGCUGCCCUGACGCUAUUGAGAAAUUCUUCACCUCUAAACUCCAUAUUAUCGGCGGCAUUGGGAUCGGAAUCGGAGUGAUCAUGAUCUUGGGCAUGAUCUUCAGCAUGAUGCUGCUGUGUGCCAUCAGGAAGAGUCAGGAGAUCGUCUGAGGGCGUUUAUGCGAAACGCCGCCGUAUUCGUGUUGCAUGAUUUCCAUCCCGAAGCUCUCGCUGUCACCACCGGCUCUGCGCAGCUCGUCCUCUGAUUGGUGGGAAUUUCACAGGCCUCACAGUUUAGCUCUAUGAUUGGUUCAUAUCAUGAAACAUGAAACUGUAGAUUUAGUUGAUUUUGUGGAGCUCGUUGGAAAAACUUUGUAUAUUUUUUAUUGUUCAUGUCAGAAUAGACGAUGACGUUGUUGUUGUUUGCACUGUGUCACUGCUGAUGUUGUGUUGAUGUAAACACAUAUAUGACCUUUUUAAACAUUAUAGUCAUGUCUGAGUUUUUUAAAAAUUAUUAUCACCAUUAUUUAUGUUACCCAAAUUAUUUUAAUGCUCUGGGUUAGGAAUCAUGAUGCUCCAAAGAUACAGUCCCUUCCAGAAUUAUUGGCACCCUUCAAAAAAUUGGGAAUGAUUAUAAAAUUAUUAAUAUAAUAUAAAAUAAACAGAAUAAUUCAAAAAGUUCUGAUUAAACUUUAGGAUCAAAAUUGUUCUCAUAAGAAGGUCUUCUUUUGAAUAAUUAAAUAACAGUAUUUUCUCUCAAACACAUGGGCACCAUCAGAGGAAUAUUUCAAAUGAAUGCAAACAAAUUUGACACUAAAACAAAGUCUGAAAAGUGAAAAUGUAUUUUUAUUGUUUUCAGUGUCUACGAACUCUCUCACUGUCCAGUUCUUGUUUCCAUGGGGUAUAAGUUUGAGGUUGCACACAUGUAAAAUCCCCUUAUUAUCCAUCCAAAGAGCUCCAGAGCAAAAAAGACUGGGUUGUCUCUACCAUGAGGUUACAGUUUGGUCAUAGAUAGAUCUUUCAACAAGACACUGACCUUAAACGUACAUCUAAAUCAACUAAAUGAAUGAAAGAGUUUUUUACGCCGACCGUCACAGUCUCUGGAUUUGAACCUCGCUGAAACCGUGUGAUGUGAAUCAAACAGAAUGUUCAGAAUGUAAAAGAGAUUAAAAUGUGCAUGGAGGAAUGGCUGAGACCUUCUGCACAUACACUGCCUCUGACCUCAUUACAGGACGAGACUCUGUGCUGUUACUCUCUCCCUAGAGGACUGGGCUUGGAAUAUGAAAUGAAUUAUUAAUUGUGGGGGGGUGCCAAUAAUUUUGAAAAGUGUUUUGCAAGAAACUUGUGCACAUUGUGGUUGAAAAAUAGUGUGUUAAAUAAAAAAGUAUACAGCGUCCCUGUGUGUAUAAACUACCGAUUGUUGCAUAUGAUUUAAUUUUUUUUUCAUGAAGGGGGCCAGUAACUUUUGAGAGCACUGUAGGUCAAAAGGUUUUAGUGUGUGUGUGUGUGUGUGUGAGAGAGAGAGAGAGAGAGAGAGAGAGAGAUCGUGAUCAGGACCUCAGUCAGCAGGUCAGUAAUGAGGAAUCUACAGGAAACUCUAAUGAACUAAACUUCAUCACAUUUAAUCAUGACGUUAAUCACGACGAUGACUCACACUUUCAUCUGAAGUUUCCGGAUUCUCCCUUUUCCUUCUUUCUGCAAAACUUUGAAAUGGUUCAAAUGCCUAGUAGAUUAUUGCAAGAUUUAUAUAUUUUUAUUUCAGGUACAUUAAAUAGCUCUGAGUUGAAUCUAAAUGAGGAUGAGCAUUAAUAACGAUGUCUAAAAUAAUGUAAUAAUUAAUGAUUGUAUGUUGAAUUAUUAAAUUAAAUUAUAAUAAUUGUGUGUUAAAUUGAACGUUAUUAGCUGGUAAGAAUUUUAUUUCGACCAACAACCACAUCAUUUUUCUUGAAAUAAACAGGAUGUGAAAUUUCCCUGGAGCUUUUAUUAAAUAAUUAUUCCGUUUAUUAAAUUAAAUUAAUGGUCAUCUGUUAAAUAUAAAGUGAAAUCCUACAAGCAGGCUUUUGCUAUGUGUUUACACUGAGCUUAUAAAAUGCACUCGUGGAGGAAAAUAUUGCAUAUUUCCUCAUAUAUUUAUCUUUCUUAUUACUUUUGUUGUAAUAUGAUUUCAUGUGAAUAACUGAAUAAAUAAUAUGUACACAAUAA